UUCUCUCUUAUUACCAGUCCACACCCUUCUUUUCAGCACCCGUUUGUCGUUCGCCAAGGUCCCCUUGGCCAAUCAUUCAUUCUCGUGUUGCGGCAACGGGGAGUCCCUUUCGCGACGUCGCACCGCCAACCAACUUCCCCCUUAAAAAGCCAUCGACCACGACCACGACCUCCACACGACAAACCCACCAUGUUCAUUCUUCAUUCACUCUCUCUAUGCCUCCUCCUUCUCCUCGAUACUGCUUUGUACGUGUCUGCUACCGGUUAUUCUAUCGCCAACGACAUAGGAGACCGCAAUUUCUUUUCACGAGCAGUCCAUAGUGCGCACACAGUCGCUGCGCGGCAUUCCAAGGGCCUCGCCGAUGAUUUACGAGUGGCGUUGAGUGCAGUGUUGGUUCCACCACAGAAGAGACCCAUUGCUUCGGUGCUAUCGAGGCGAGAUCAGGCGCUCCUGGGAAAGAAUGUCGUCUAUUGUAAAUCGGGUGGGAGCAGUAGCGAGGCCGGAAGUGGUCAACAAGAUGGUCAUGGACACGGAACGAGUACAGGUACUGGUUCCGGUCGAAAUGGAGGACACGUUACCGAUUCUACGACGCGCAGUACCCGAACUGGUGGUGGUGGUGGUGGUGGUGGUGCCGGUGGACGUCCGACAACCACCAGUACUAGUACGACUGCUGCUGAUCCUACACGGACCCCAGUCUCGUCCCCCUUUCGAUUACUUUUGUCUUCUGCUGGAAACGACUUCUUCAAUGGUUGGAAUUUCUUUACAGGAGGCGAUCCUACCUCAGGCAUCGUGGACUACGUUGACGAAGGAACUGGACGCUCCAACGGACUAAUUGAAGUCAACUCGGCAGGAAAUGCAGUCAUGCGUGUAGAAACCACCCCAGAAGUGUCUGGCAAUAGAAAGAGCAUUCGAAUCACUACUCAGUUAGGGCUUGACAAGGGCCUUUGGAUAUUGGAUGCCGUUCAUAUGCCGUCUGGAUGCGGGACUUGGCCUGCCUUCUGGACAAACGGUCCAAGCUGGCCUUUUGAUGGCGAAUUUGACAUUCUAGAAGGCGUACACGACUACACCAAUAACCAAGCCACCCUCCACACAGGCCCUGGUUGCACUUUAUCGCCCACUACCGGUUUCGACGGAACAAUCGUCACCACGACCAAUUGUGAAGUGAACGGUCCCUCCAACCAAGGUUGUGGUAUACGCCAGUGUUGAGCAAGUCACUGGCGGACAGUAGCCGGCGUCAUGUGUAGCCGCCAAGCUACUGGCGGACACAUUGUGUAGCUGCUGUCACUCGGCUAUCAGGCCUGCUUAUCUGAGCUUGCCUCUCGUAUUGACCUGCAUAUAUGUAAUUACAGUCUAUUGGAAUAGAAUACGCUUUCGUGUCCUGCUCCCAACAGUAUUUACAGAACCGUCUCGGUUUGUAGCUUGCAAUAUGCUCAGUAUAAUUGCUCCGUUUGUGACUGGCUCCGUUGUCGAGAAUUCGAGUCCUGCCGCUGUUAUGAUCUGGAU
This is a messenger RNA of Marasmius oreades (fairy-ring Marasmius), 1503 nucleotides long. RefSeq lists its product as uncharacterized. Gene Ontology annotation, biological process: glucan catabolic process. NCBI's taxonomy places the organism in Eukaryota, Fungi, Basidiomycota, Agaricomycetes, Agaricales, Marasmiaceae. The transcript is spliced from 4 exons. The record is from RefSeq and is a predicted model, not a curated record. Bases 190 to 1206 code for a protein of 338 amino acids.